AUGCCUAAAGUUUACAACAAAGGCCUGCACGAAGGCAUACCGUACCAUACUGUUCGCUUCGGCGAAGAACCCGGAUGCUACCAAUUACAUAGACCGUCGCAAUGUCGCCUCAAGUUCCCGAUCACCAAACGGCCUAUUCACAAAUGCGAGACUUUGAACAAGGAGAUCAUUAUGAUCCCGCAAACGGGAAACUUCAGAAAUCUGCUCGUCCCAAAGAAGAAACCCAACUUUUACCCAGCCAUCAUGCACAAGAACGAAUAUGACAGGCUAAGGAAGCAAGCCAAGAUCAUUCCUCAAGAAGAACAGUUAGCAGCGAUGCACGCUCAAGAGGCAGCCAUACAGAAAGCCGCCAAAGAGUCUGAGGCCAGGAAACAGCAGCUGAAGAAGAAUCUGAAACCCCAACCAGGAGCUGAAGCUGCCACCGGUACUGCAGACCCUGAGCUUGAAGGCCCAGACCAGGCUGCCCAUACUUUGUCAAGAGCCGAGAUGCUGCGAGCUGACUGUAUGCAGGGUCCUCGUCUCUGCAACCGCAUCAUCCUGGCUUCCAAGUGCCACGCCAUCAGAGAUGCACAGAUCACUGAGAAAGAGCUCAUCAAGAAGGAGCUUGACGAUGAACAAAAGAGAUUGGACGCCAUAAUGGAGGAAAACCGUCAAAGCGCAGUGAAAAGGGCGCAAGAAGAAGAAGACCGUCGUCAUCGACUGCGGCUGCAAAACCUCGCCGCGCUCAAAGAGCAGAUCCAAGCACAUGAGACUGCUAAGAUAAUGGAAGCUGAACGCAUAGAAGAGGAGAGUAUCAGAGUAAACCAGGCUAACAUCGCGAUGCAGAUAGAUGAGGCACAGAAACUGAAGGAGAAACAAUACAGGCAGCAUAAAUUGAAAGAAAUGCUCGAUCAGGGCAACGCGGAGCUGCUCUAUUACAAACAGCUGCAGAAUGAGGAAGAAAGAAUAAUGGACUUGCGAAUUGCGAACUUCUUAAAACAGAAACAAGAGCGUGAAUCGAAGAACAAGGCUGAAGCGGAGGCCAUUAAAGCGGCCAAACAGAAGGGUAUUGACCAUAUUUCAAAGGCUCAGAAGGCUGAACAAGAGCUGAAAGAAGAAUUGGAGCGCAUUCGCAACUUGAAGAUACAAGAGGAUGUGGAGCGAGAAUACCGCCGCAAGGAGAGGGAUGCGGCCAUCAAGAGGAACAAGGAGAUGAAACAGCUGCACGAAGCUAGGAUACAACAGAUUAACGACAUCCACCGUCUCAUCGCCCGUGAAAUAGCAAAAGACGAGCAGAGCUUCAACAAUGCAGCGCGGCAGAAUGAAGAGUUCAUACAGAAGGAGAAGGAGUUGGAUGAUAAACGCAAGGCUCAAAUUGAACGACAUCGUCAAGCCAUCAUGAAACAGAUCAACGACAAGGAACGUGCCAGGGCUGACUUGCGCGAGAAGAUCCACAACGAGGGCGUGGCGCUCCGCAUGGAACAAGAACAGCAGGAGAAGUACGAGAGAGCCGUCAUUAAGGAGAAGAACCAAACCAAACCUCUUUCGAAAGAAGAGACGAAAGGACUGCUCUCCUUAAUUGAGGGUAGCAAGAUUAUAAAUAAUAAAAGAACAAACGCCACAAGCAAUAAAAUAAAGGUCGAAGAAUGGACACGGAUUGCCGGUGUUUUCAACGCAAACAUUGGUUGUAUUAAACGGAAACUUGUGAAGCCAGAUAAUGGGUCUCAGGCUCGAAAUAUUGCAUUAGCUGAAUAUUAUAGUGUUAAGAAAAAAUUGUUAGACAGUGUUUUGGUGGCUGCGAUGCGCAACCAGAAGGUGGCCGAGAAGUAUGUCAAAGAAGUGGAACAAACGCUCACCAAGCACGGAUAUGUUCAGUAG
This is a messenger RNA of Spodoptera exigua (beet armyworm), 1857 nucleotides long. Lineage: Eukaryota; Metazoa; Arthropoda; Insecta; Lepidoptera; Noctuidae. The record is from the annotation of a GenBank genome assembly.